Messenger RNA from Nicrophorus vespilloides, 1957 nucleotides. RefSeq lists its product as uncharacterized. The transcript is spliced from 6 exons. NCBI's taxonomy places the organism in Eukaryota, Metazoa, Arthropoda, Insecta, Coleoptera, Silphidae. The coding region runs from base 159 to 1895 and encodes 578 amino acids. The record is from RefSeq and is a predicted model, not a curated record.
GGCACGUCUCUUCCUCUUCCAUCGACUAUGCCCUGAUUAACCGCUCGGUCCAGUUUAGUGCGCGAGUGUCUUCCAAAACGUUAAGAACAAGAAGCGACAACAAACCGCAUACGAAAAGAAAGAAAGUAACAAGUAUAAGAGAACGAAAUACCAAAGAGAUGCCUUCGAAGUGGUUAAUCUUCGCGCUUCUUGUAGCUACGACCUGGUGCGCGUCGGUACAAGAGGACGCUUCAACCAAUGGGACCAGUUUGUGGCGUAACCUGAUCGAGGAUUGCAAGAAACCGACGAUGGAAUGCGUGCAGAAGAACGUGUACAAAUACUUCGACGACGCUCUAGGCACCAAAGACGUAUCAAUCGCGAGUUUCCUCAAGCUCUCCAAAAACGACCAGAAAUACGACCCGGAAACGGAAGAUGAAGAACACGAAGAGACAGGUAGAUCUACUCCCAUAGAAGACGUCUCCAACGGUCUUCGCAACAAAGCCUUCGAGUUCGCCUUCACGCAUGACAUGGAGUUGAACCUUCCCGACUUCUUCGGCGGUGGCAUCAUGAGGAUAUCACCGAGAUCAUCGGAAGGAAGCGGCGCCCUUCUCAAGGUCGACUUUGAACCGAGGAGCGCGAACGAAGUGAGCGAUCCCAGAUUCUUCAAGAAGAUCAAGAAAUUCAUCAGCGGAAAAUUGGUGAUGGCUUUAAUGGCAAUCCUCUUAGUAAUCAAGUUGAUCAGCGUUAAAUUCAUGUUCUUCCUCCCUAUGGUCAUGGGAGUUGCAGCCGCCAAGAAACUGUUACUCAAAGUUCUGCUCUUCCUCUUCCCAGUAUUAGGACACUUGUUCAAGCUGUGUCCAUACUAUUCACCAACGAAAUUCCAUCAUCAUCAUCACCAAAUAUCGCAUCUUCAUCAUCUUCCGCACGGACCGAGUCUUCACGGAGGAAUCGAACUUGACCAUCCGCCACCAGGUUGGGAGGAGAAGCAUCAACAUCAAUCUGAAGAUUUCGGUUACUAUAGCGACGGCGCUUCGUUCGGCCCAGAUUUCUCGACGCACAGGAAGGACUACGAUGUGAACAAACCGCACGAGGAUGCGGGUCAAGGUCACUACGGUGGUCCAGGUCAUCGGGGUCAGAUAAGACCGCAGCCGCCUUCGAUUCAGGGUAAACAGAAAGCUGGACCGUUGACACCCACCGAAAUCGAAAACAUGGUGCUCAAAGCCGAAAAAGAAGCUAUGUUGAAGGCUCGUCUUCAGGAUGAACAGAAACGUGUUGAAUCGGAGAACAAGAAGCUGCAGGAUCAGAUCAAAAACGCGAUGAAGUUGCAGGAGAAACUCAAGAUCCAAUCGAUCGUUGCAAAACAAUCGUCGAAGAUCGCAGUGGCCACAGCCAACUACCAAAAUCCAAACAUGAUUCACCCACAAAUUGUGCAACCACACAUCGUGCACGCAGUUCCAGCCUCGCAUAUGCAUCAACAAAAUUCAUAUCUACCACAACCUAUGCUUCAGUCUAUACCACAAGGACAAAUGUAUCAAACUCAGAUGAACGAUGUACAUAGGACACAACCCAUAAAUAGUCCAGUUUAUCAGGCUCCGAUUCCACCAAAACCGGUAUUCGAUGCGUUCUACAGUCCAAUUUUGGAGAAGAUAGACAAAGUUUUGAUUGAGUUAGGAUUCCACGACGAGGCUUGCAGGGAAAGAUUGGUCUGCAGCAUGUACAAAAAUCCAUCCAAAUUUAGUCCACACAGCAAUUUGAUCAGCGCUGAAUUAAGCAGGGAAGCAAGUGAACUACAAAAACCAACGUCUAGUAAUUCCGCAGUGAUCAGGUUUUACAAGUACGUCCAAGCAGCAAGGGAUGGACAGGAUAAACGAGAUUGUAUGAGGCUGUAUCCAACAUGUGCGAUAGUCACAGAGUGAUAAGAAGGAAGGAAUAUAGCUCAAUAAUGAAAGGAAGAACAAGAGAAUUCAGGAUUUCAGGA